Messenger RNA from Drosophila willistoni, 4290 nucleotides. RefSeq names its product protein phosphatase 1 regulatory subunit 12B. The transcript has 15 exons. Bases 985 to 4290 code for a protein of 1101 amino acids. Gene Ontology annotation, cellular component: cytoplasm. NCBI's taxonomy places the organism in Eukaryota, Metazoa, Arthropoda, Insecta, Diptera, Drosophilidae. The record is from RefSeq and is a predicted model, not a curated record. Gene Ontology annotation, molecular function: enzyme inhibitor activity; protein binding; phosphatase regulator activity.
UGCAUUGUUGUUUUUGUUUUCGAGCGAGAAGGUCGUGCUAUCGCAGUGUUGACGAGCGGAAAUAAAUCAGAAAAGAGAAAAAAAGAAAAGAAUUGACAGGGAAAAAGGAAAACCAUCGGGAAAAUAUGCAAAAUGAAGUGAAUUAUUUGUGCAUUGCACGCCGCAGUCAAAGCGUUAAGUUUCAUGUGCAAUUAAUCUAACCAAGUUGCGCUUGUGGUCUAAGAGAGCGUGCAGCAGCAAAACAGCAUUUAUGUGCUGAAAUGUUUUGAAAACGAACGCAAAUAAAAAAAUGUGUAAUAAAUGCAACAAAAUCACAAUUGCCGCAAGAGCAAAAGAGAGAGCAACAAUUGCCAAUGCAACUGUGUGUGUUGUGUUUGUGAGCGCGAGUGAGAGAGCGUGAGUGAGUAGUAGUCGAGUUGAGUUCAGUUUUUGAGAUUGUGUGUGUGUGCAGCCAAGUGCAAAAGAAAUACGAUAAAAAAAUACAAAAAUACAAAAAAAAAAAACGAAGAGAAAGAAGAAGCGCCAAGAAGUUGUAGCUGAUAAAGCGCACAAAAGCAGAAAGGAAUAAAACACACACACACAUACACAUGCACGCAUGCCAAGAAUCGUGUGUAAACAGAAAAAAAAAAUAAUUAGCAUAGGAGAGAAGAGAAGGAGGAGAGUUUGUGGAGAAUCAUCAUCAUCAACAGGAAAAACAAAACGAAACAAAAAAACAACAAAUCAAAAUCGAAAGUGUGAAGCAUUUCUCUAAAAAUAGUUUUUAGGAAAUACAAAAAAAAAGCAAAAACAACAGCAACAACAAAAAUAAACCUAUAUACAAAUAAAACAACAACAAAUUCCCAGUUAAAAGAGCCGCAACAUUAACAACAACAAAUCUCACAAAGAUUAGGCGCCACAUCUUGACCCUAGAGAGACAGAGACAGAGAGGGAGUGCGAGAGGGAAUAGAAACAACCAGCGAGAACCACAACAAAAACAGCCACAAAAUGUCCACACUGGACACACGUAGCAAUUCAGCGAUGAUGAAACGAGCCGAGCAGCUAAAACGGUGGGAGGAAUCGGACACAAAUCGAGCGGCUCCCUCGCCACGACAUGAACAUGGGCGCAGGAUCAAAUUCAGCUCCGGUUGCGUCUUUUUGGCCGCCUGCCUAUCCAGCGAUAAGGAUGAGGUGAUUCAAUUGCUUGAUCAAGGCGCCGAUAUCAAUACGGCCAAUGUGGAUGGCCUCACAGCAUUACAUCAGGCCUGUAUCGACGAUAAUCUGGAUAUGGUUGAGUUUUUAGUGGAGCAUGGUGCGGAUAUUAAUAGACAGGAUAAUGAGGGCUGGACGCCUUUACAUGCCACUGCCUCCUGUGGCUUUGUGAGCAUAGCACGUUAUCUGGUGGAGAAUGGAGCCGAAGUUGCCGCUGUAAAUAGCGAUGGCGAUUUGGCUUUGGAUCUGGCCAUUGAUGUGCAGCAUUUGGGGAUGAUUGAUUACAUGGAGAAAGUGGUGCAGGAGCUAAAUAUUGAUGUAGAGCAGGCACGCAAAGCCGAAGAGCUGGCCAUGUUGAGUGAUGCCAAGAAAUGGUUACGCAGCGAUGCAGCCGAAGUAGAUAGGCCGCAUCCAAAGACUGGUGCAACACCGUUGCAUGUGGCCGCUGCCAAGGGCUAUAAAAAUGUGCUAAGCCUAUUGCUUGCCGCUCGUGGUAAUGUCGAUCGUCAGGAUAACGAUGGCUGGACGCCGCUGCAUGCGGCCUCGCAUUGGGGUCAAAAGGAGACGGCCGAAAUGUUGGUUGAAUCUCUGGCCGAUAUGGAUAUACGCAAUUAUGCCGGACAAUCGUGCAUUGAUGUGGCUGAUCGUAAAAUGGUUAAAUUCCUGGAAGAAUUGCGUGCCAAUAAGCGCAAUAAACGGCGUCCAUCUAGUCAAAUCAGCAGAAUCUCAGAUGCAAUUGAAAAUCAUGUGGAUAAGACACCCACGAAAAUGGUGCGCGUCGAAGUGAGAACUGAUGCCACAAAAGAUGCUGCAAGUAGCUCAUAUUGCUCGAGCAAUGAAGCUAAUGACAUUGUGAAGCCAAGUGCCAAUCCCCAAGAUGAUGAUGAUGAAAAUGUUGCUAGUAAACCGCCAGACAUUGAUGUGGAUAAUGUUGUAAAUGAUGUUGAUGAUGAUGAUCAUGAUGAUGAGGAAAGUGAAACAGAAGAGCUUAGCGAUUCUACAGAAAGCUCACAUACAACAAGUCUAUCUGAUGAGAGCGAAGCCGAAAAUGUUAAACCCAAUCAGCAAAUACAUGCCGCCGAACAUCCUGUCGAGGACGAAGCCCCCUGGCGACGCAAAAUGCCACGUACACCCAACGAUAGUCCCACUAAAAAUCAAGUUCCUGAUAAAGAGCUUAGCAGCAACAAGAGUGUCAAUGAGAGCGCCAACGAUGUAAUAUUGCGACGUACGCAAAGUUUUGAGAAUGAUCAAAAGAAACCACCAGUUUCAGUUGCCAUGCUUAAUACAACAACAACAACACCAACGACAGCAGCUACAGCAACAACAAUGCCUAAUUCACCAUCAACAGGUGUUCUACUCCCACCAGUACGCAGUCAACAACAAGUUGCAGCACAAAAUACUGUCAACAGCAGCAGCAGCAACAACAACAACAACAACAAUGGCAGCUCAACUGCCAGUACCAGCGAUGCAGAGAUUCAGGCCAAACCGCCGCCGAAACAAUCAGCGGGCAAUAUAUUCAAAAACUUUUUCAAAUCCUUUGUCCCGCCAGUCCGUGACGAGGAAAGCGAAACGCAACGCAAAGCACAUGCCAAGAGAGUUCGAGAAACUCGUCGUUCAACACAGGGUGUUACUCUUGAUGAGAUCAAGAGUGCCGAGGAGUUGGUCAAAAAGAAAAAUAUGGGAAUGGCUGCUGCCAAUAAUAAUAAUAACAAUAACAACAACAACAGCAAUAGCGGCAAUGAAACAAGCUCCACAUCAGGCACAACGAUACCCAGCAGCAGCAGUAGCCAAGUAGAGGCACAGCCUCCACCGCCACCAACAACGCCGCCACCAGCCAUAAUUCCUACAACAACUACGGCCACAGAUGACACAGAGAUCGAAGCCCUGGUCGCUGGCAAUCCACCAAUCAUAAAGCCAAUUGAGAAUAUAAACGAUACCACAGCUAGUUUCACAUUAUCCGCACCAGGAGCACGACGUUCUCAUCACGAGGGCGAUGGCCCAUAUGCCGAUACCGAUGAUUUGUCUGUGGUUAGUGCUAGCUAUACGAUAGUCUCGAAACGUGACACGCCCGCCGAGCAAAUCUAUGAUGAGGCAACGACGACGGCCGAGGAGCCACAUAAACAUAAGACUGAUCAGGAACCAGGAAUAAUAGUGGCGGAUGAGAACACUGCAACAUAUCCCAACAGACCCACAGAUCUGCCAUUGAUUAGUAGUAGUGCAUCAGUAGCAGUAGCCGAUACAAAAGUAGGAUCACCCACCAUUACGCCAAGUUCAAUCGAAAGUCCAGUGCGCUUGCGGGACAAGCGCGCUUUAACCAGUAGUCAAGAGACAGCAGCACCAGAUGGCAAAUCCUUUGAUAACGCUUCACCAGUCUCCGGACAUCCCGAUUUCAAUGCACGUGAUUCAUUGCUCAGUUUAUAUGCUCGUCGCACAUUGGAUGGCAACGAAGGUGCAGGUGGUGGUGGAGUUGGUGCAGCAGCUGCAGCACCACCAGCAGGAACAAGCACCACAGCUCCAGCACCAGCAUCAGCAUCAACAGCAACAACAUCCUCUACAUCGGCAGCAGAGCGUCGUCCCUCUUGGCGCAUCAAAUUCGAUGCUGGCUCAAAGUUCAAACUGGAGGAUAUAACCAGCGGUGGUGGUGGCACAUAUCCGCCAAAUAAUACAACUAUCAUACCCAGCGCUCCAGCUGUGAUGGCAGCGGCCAAUUUAUCAACCACAACUGGUGUCCAGCGUCGCAUUAGCAGUGGUCCGAAUGCCCUUAAUGCUUCAAAUCAAUCAAUAAAUUCUGUGGGUCGUCCUGUAUCGGCGCCCAGCGAGAGCACAAAUAAUAGCUCCUAUGUUGCACCACCAGCACGUAAAUAUGAGACAACAUCAACGGGUACGGGAACAGGAACAACGACAACACCAGCAACGGCAGCGGCAGCGGCAGCAACUGCUAAUCAUGCCACAACAACUACGGCCAAUAAUGAUGAUAAGGAUAACGACAAGGAGAACGAUAAUCGUACACAGACUGUCAUCCAAAGACGUCGCAAACCAAAACGUAGAUCAACUGGUGUUGUGCACAUUGAUAUGGAUGUAAGUUCCUGUGAAGAUUCGUAA